Molecule: messenger RNA, 5274 nt
Organism: Megachile rotundata (alfalfa leafcutting bee)
Lineage: Eukaryota; Metazoa; Arthropoda; Insecta; Hymenoptera; Megachilidae
Gene: RecQ4
Product: RecQ4 helicase
Biological process (GO): DNA replication; double-strand break repair via homologous recombination
Cellular component (GO): cytoplasm; nucleus; chromosome
Molecular function (GO): four-way junction helicase activity; ATP binding; 3'-5' DNA helicase activity
Source: RefSeq, a predicted model, not a curated record
UGUAGUCAAUUAUCGUAGUUCAUUCAUUUGUGUAAAAUAAAAAUCAAACUUAGUUGAUUCGAACAUCUGGGAUAGUCGUACAUCAUCUGUCAUAGGACUUUUUAAGUGGCAUUCUUUUUACGCGGGACUCUUCUGUAGCUUCUACAGUGAUAGACUAACCUCUAAUGUGUAAUAUUUUCAUAAAACGAAUUUAUAAGUAAAUUACACAGUUUUGUUAUUCUUUUGUGAGAACAUGGAAAUACUUCAGGAUCCAGAAUUUAAAACAAAAUAUCAAAAAUAUAAAAAUCGUGUUAAAUUGUGGGAAAGCCGUUUCACAGAAACACACGGACGUAAACCAAACAAAAAUGACAUUAAGGAAGCUGAUAUGAAGAUUAAAGAAUCCUACAAAAUGUACUGGAAAUUGAAAACACGUGCCUUAGAAGAAACGCUUAUAGAUAUUACGCUUUCUGACGAAGUAGUAGAUAAUGAUUCUAAUAAAACCUUAACGCAAACAUCGAUUGAAGAUGUUAAAGAAGACAGUAGACCUUUGACAGAGGAUAAUAAACGAAAUACAGAAAAUGUACCUGAAAAAGUUUUUGAGAAGACAGAUAUAAAAGAUGCAGAAAGCACAGAUAAAAAAGAUACUGAAAAUAUAGAUCCACAUUGCCAGACUCAGACUGCUAGUAAUAAUUCACUGUUAAACAAGAAUGAAUCUACAAAUAUAAAAGGUGUAUGGGGUGAUCAUUUAAGUAAAAGUAAUGAACAAGUGUCUAAGAAAAAGCAAACCAUACUUGUAGGUAGAUCAACUUCUUUUCAAUUAUCACAAAAUAAAUUUACAAGUUCAAUGUUUACAAAAAGAAACCCAAGGAAAUCUUUAUCCAUGUCAAAAAUAAAAAAUAAAACUGAAAAAGAUACUAAUACUAGUGCAAAUGUAUCUGAACAGUCUACAAACAUAGAAACCAGUAACGAAGGUGAUGUUGAUGUUAAUAAAAAGCCAACAUCUGUAUUUAAUAAUCCAGUAAAAGUUACUAGUACAGAGGCUAAAGCUAGUUCUCAGUCAAUUAAUGCAGUACAACAAUUAAUUGCGGGCUACACUGUAAAUAGAAACUUAAAUCCAGCUUGGCUAGACAGAUGUUCCAAGCAAAGUAACUUGGAAUACCCAGCAUUUGAUUCACAGAGGCUUUCUGGUACAAGCGAUUCUGGACUUGAAUCAAUGGAAUCCAGUAUUUAUUCACCUAAGGAAUGUAAGUUGAUACCACAGCCAUCUCAAUGUAUCCAAUUAUCAGAUGAGGAAGAUUAUGUUUGCAAUAGUGAUUCAGAAGAGGAAUGGAAAAAUAAACGCAUUAGAAAUUUUAAGAAAAACCUUAACGAUCUAGAGAAUCAUCCCCCUAAAAGAUUAUGUAUUGAUAAUAGUAUAAAUGUUCCCAUUACACAACAAGUACCAAGUAAAAUAGAUGUACAAGCUGUGCAUCCUAUUACAACACCCAAUGAACAAACGAAUUAUAAUGAUUGUAGCACAACUAAUGUAAUUGCAAAUGAGGAUAAUAAUAUAAAUGACAAUGCAAAUGUGGCAACGAAUGUAAAAAAUAAUGACAAUAAACGCAUCGACAAUGACGAAGACGUAAAGAAUACAAACACGAAAGAUCGUCGCAAGGUUCGUAGAAGAACUAAACGUAUUUCUUCAAAUGAUAGUGAUCCAGACUUUAAUGAAAACGAUGAAAUAGAAGAGAAAGAGAAAAAGAAAAGCCCAAAAACAAAACGAAGAAGUUCAACAAGAAGUAAAACUUCAAAAGGCCGAACUACGAAACAAGAAAAAGAUAGUACAGUUAAAACCAGAAGAACCACUAGAAAGAAAAAGACCGUUCAAAGCGAUGACGAUUUUGUAGAAAACGAAACCACAGACGUACAAACAACUAGCAAAGAACCUGGCAUAUACGGAAUAGAAACUUUAAAAGCCGUUCCACGAUUUGCAAUAAAUGCAUCCAGUGAAGGAGAUCUCAUUGAACAAUGUUCUAAAUCGGUUGGUUUGACAGUCAGUAAUUCAACUACGUCUAGUGAACUUAAAAAACCAAAAUCGCAAUUAACAGAUAAAGAAAAAUUGGAGAAGAAGCUAGCAGAUGGAAAAAUAAAUGAAAACUUUGUUAGAAUUAAUUUGAAAAGGAAAGUAUUUGUACGGGGUAAGAAAAAUUUCAACUUUUCGAAAUAUAAGAAAAAUCAGUGGAAGCAAAGAAAGAAAGAUCUUGCAUCUAGUGAAAACAGCUUAGAAGUGGCUGACUAUCUUGAAAAGAAGGGUACUACCUCUUGCUUUAAAUGUGGGGAAGCUGGUCAUUUUUCCAGAAAUUGUCCAAACAGUAAAAGCGACGAUUUAAUACCAUUAGAUGAGGUAGACGAAAGUUCUGCAUUUCCAACUUUAGAAGAAGCACAGAAGAUGGCAAGUCAAAACGCGGUUGUAGCACAUGCUAAUAGAAUUGACCGUUUACCGGAGAAACCAUCUUAUUCUUCUGCAGAAGUAGCUGAACAAAUAGAAAAGGAACUAGAGGAAACAGACAAUAAUGAUGAUUUAUGGGAGCCCAUUGAUGACGAAGAACUUCUAUGUGGACAUAAAAUACCAGAAGAAUUAGUAUCAAAACUAUUGCCUCCAGUAAUUGGCACUAUACAACCACUGUAUCAAGUUAAAGAAGAUCAAUCUUGUAUAGAAACUCCAUCAGAAGUUUUUGAAACCCUUAAAAUGUUCGGUCACACCAGUUUUAGACCUGGACAAGAAAAAGCAAUAAUGAGAAUACUUUCUGGUCAGUCGACCUUAGUGACUUUAUCUACUGGCUCUGGAAAAUCUUUAUGUUAUCAGUUGCCUGCGUAUCUUUAUUCGCAACAUUUUACUUGCAUUACUUUAGUUAUAUCGCCAUUGGUAUCAUUGAUGGAUGAUCAAGUAACGGGCGUACCGUUGUUUUUAUCCGCAGCAUGUUUGCAUACUAAUCAGACGGAAAAAGUAAGAAACAACGUAAUGCAAAUGGUAAAAAAAGGAAAAGUGAAUAUUUUAUUAAUUUCUCCAGAAGCCGUAGUUGCUGGAGAAAAAUCAACGGGCUUUGGUGCUCUGUUAAGGCAACUUCCACCGAUUGCUUUCGCGUGUAUAGACGAAGCUCAUUGUAUUUCACAAUGGUCUCAUAAUUUCCGUCCGUCUUACUUAAUGGUUUGCAGAGUUCUUAAAGAAAAGUUAGGUGUCAAAACAGUAUUAGCUCUUACAGCAACCGCAACAAAGACUACUAUGGAAAGCAUAGUAAGCCAUCUAGGCUUACAUGAUGGAAUGGAAGGUGUUAUCUCUGAUAUUCCAAUGCCAAGGAAUCUAGUGUUAACCGUUUCCAAAGACGAUCACAGAGAUCAUGCCUUAAUUGACUUAUUAAAAAGUGAAAGGUUUAAAGUAUGCGAUUCAAUUAUCGUUUACUGUACUCGACGUGAGGAAUGUGUAAGAAUUGCUGGGAUUUUAAGAGUUUCUUUACAGGAUCCCAAUAAUUUCUCUAAAUACAACGCCAAGUUAUCUCCUAUCGCUGAAGCCUACCAUGCUGGCUUAUCGGCUUACCGUAGAAAAACGGUACAGAAAGCUUUUAUGAAUGGACAAAUUAGAAUCGUUGUUGCUACUGUAGCUUUUGGUAUGGGUCUUAACAAACCAGAUAUUCGUGCUGUUAUUCACUAUAACAUGCCUGGAACCUUCGAAAACUAUGUUCAAGAAGUCGGAAGAGCUGGUCGAGAUGGAGAGAUAGCACACUGUCACAUGUUUUUAAAUUCAACGGAAGAUAGCGAUAAAUGGGAAUUACGUCGGCAUAUUUAUGCAAAUGGAGUAGAUAGGCAUUCAAUUAGACGCUUACUUCAAAAAGUUUUCGUUCCGUGUUCUUGUUCAAAAAUUCGAAUAAAAGAUGCAAAUUAUAGAUGCCCAGGUCACGAAGUUGCUAUACCCAUCGAUGAAACGGUUAUAGCUUUAGAUAUUUCGGCGGAAACGAUUUCAACGUUACUAUGUUAUCUCGAGUUGCAUCCAAAACGAUAUAUUACUGUUCUCUCGUCUGUGUACGUCAGAGCCAGGGUAUCAAGUUACGGUGGUCCUCAAGCAUUAAAACAAGCUGCACAAUCUUCACCGCCGCUAGCAAUGGCAAUAGCACUGGACUUGCAAAACGGUAUUUCUCAUGACAAUGAUAGCGUCAUUGAAUUUCCUGUCGUGGAUGUAGCUUCUGCUAUUGGAUGGGAUAGCGGAGUAGUAAAAAGUCAUCUUAAAAAUUUGGAAUGGAAAACAGUUAAUGGAACUUCAAAGCGAUCUUCUAUAUCAGUACGAUACGAUACACUUGGCUUAAGAGUAAAAGCUCCGGGAGAUCUAACAGACGAAGAGCUAGAUGAAGCACUCGAGGCACUAGUUGAUCGUGCUCGUUCCCAAGAAACUGCAGCUUUAAGGCAGCUAGAAACAAUUAGUGUGACGCUACAUAAAUUUAGUAUGCCAUCGAUUGCAAAAUGUUUAGAACUGAAUGAUGAAGUAACCAAUAAAUCAGAUGAGUUAAAAGCUAUUAUUCGGGAUUAUUUUGAAGGAAAGGUCCUAGUGGAUAUUGAUGCCAUUCAACAGGUUAAAGUAGAAAACGAAGCACAAAUAGCAUGUGACGUACGAAACUUGAUUGUAAGUUACCGAGACAAUAACUUUACUGGACGUGCAGUAGCUCGUAUUUUUCACGGUAUACAGAGUCCAAAUUACCCUGCCUAUGCUUGGAACAAGUGCCGGUUCUGGAGAGCUCACCUUUCGUGCAAUUUCAGUACUUUGUGUCAAAUUGCAACAAAAGAAAUUUUAGCUUUGCGUUAAACAAGAAAUUUGCGACGUUUUUAAAAGAAAGUUUUAACAAAUUUGUAAACCGUAAUAAUAGCAUAUUUUAAAUGUGAAACAUCACAAAUAUGCGAGCUCUAUGUGAUGGGUUUUGUUACGUAAUUAUUAUGGGUGACAUUUAAAAGACAAACGUAUUAUAUAAUUGUACUUUAAUUAAAAUGUAAUUUAGGGUUCUAAUAAUACUGCAAAAAUAUUUACUGAAUAAUUUUAUUUUAAAAAGCAUAAAAAAUUUAAAAUCGUGCAACACUUAAUUACUUUAACAAGUGCCACAGUUCACAUAACUUAUGAUAUGCAAAACAUUUAACCGCGUGUAUCAAAAUAAAGUAACUUAUUUUUGUUAUGUUUAUAGAAUAAAUUUUAAUACAAAUACUUCAAUAAAGAAUUUCCUUUCGUCGUUAUUGUAAGUUUUAUGCGUAACAACUAUAAAAUUUAUAUUGUUACAU